Messenger RNA from Grosmannia clavigera kw1407, 1329 nucleotides. Its product is annotated as nucleoporin nup49. Gene Ontology annotation, biological process: nucleocytoplasmic transport. Bases 1 to 1329 code for a protein of 442 amino acids. The record is from RefSeq and is a predicted model, not a curated record. Lineage: Eukaryota; Fungi; Ascomycota; Sordariomycetes; Ophiostomatales; Ophiostomataceae. Gene Ontology annotation, molecular function: structural constituent of nuclear pore. The transcript is spliced from 3 exons. Gene Ontology annotation, cellular component: nuclear pore.
AUGUUGGCUCGAUCGGCGAGUGGGCCUGGCGGUCUGAGCAUCAACACAGGCUCUGCCAACCUCUUCGGCGGCAGCACCACGACCAGCCAGCCUCAAGCCGGUGGACUCUUUGGCAGCACGACCACACAAGCCGGAACAGCAGCAGCAACGACGACAGCAGCGGCCACACCAUCCAUGUUCGAAGCGGCGGCCGGAACCGGCACCACGAGCGCGAGCGGCGGACUCUUUGGGCAGGCGGCAGCAAAACCGGCGACCGGAGGAGGGCUCUUCGGAGGCGGUACAGCCAUGGCGCAGCCAGCAGCAACAGCAGCAGCAGGCGGUGGCGGUCUGUUUGGGGCGUCGACGACGACGGCAGCUCCUGCAGGAGGGCUCUUUGGGACAGCGGCACCGGCAACAACGCCGGCCAGCGGAGGCGGUCUCUUCGGGACAGCUGCACCAGCCACGACGGCAGCCGGGGUGCGGAUCGAUGUGAGCAACCUCAAGGGCACGACGCGCUUCAACGACCUGCACGAGAGCCUGCAGAAGGACAUUAUGGCGUUUGACAGCCUGAUCCAGUCAUAUGUGGAGCAGAAGAACCAGGUGGCGGCGUUUCUGCCGGCACACGGCGAAAGCCUGGCGGCGAUCCCGGACGACGUGCGGUUUGUCGGGCGCAAGUACGACGGGGUGUCGAGUGCGCUGGGCAGCGACCUGCAGGCGAUCCAGGUGCUGCGUGAGACGGUGAAGCAGGAUGCCGAGCAUGCACAGCUGAGCUUCAAGGCGCUGGACAACCAGAAGCUGCCGGCUCAGUUUCACACGUCGGGCCUGUGGUCGACGGCACCGGGCGGCGGAGGAGGCGGUGGUGGAGCGGCCAACCGCAGAAACCGGGAUGGCAGCCGGAGCCGGACGCGGACUCGGCGUGGCAGCGCUGGCGGUGGUGUUGGUGGCCGUGGCGGCGAUGCGGACGACCACAACAAAGCGGGCGACGACUUUGGCGGCAUCGACGGUGAAGGAUCGUCGGGCGGGACGGACCUGAUCAACUACUUCUCGCAGACGGGCGACGAGAUCGGCGGACAGCUCCGACGGCUGGAGAAGAACCUGGGCGAGAUUGAGGUGCACAUGUACGGGGUGCAGUCGGGCCUGUUGGAGCAGCUGCAGCGGGUGGCGCAGGACGGUGGAGGCAGCAGCAGCAACAACAACAACGGCAGCGGCAGCUCGGCCGAGGAGAAGGUGGCCGAGCUGGCCGGCGUGCUGCGCGAGUUCGAGGACAGCAUCCUGACGGCGGCGAGCGUGGUGGGAGCAGCGCGCGAGGACGUGACGGCACUGCAGCUGGGACGGUAUCUUGGGCAUUGA